This is a messenger RNA of Mercurialis annua (annual mercury), 1306 nucleotides long. Its product is annotated as biotin carboxyl carrier protein of acetyl-CoA carboxylase 2, chloroplastic-like. The record is from RefSeq and is a predicted model, not a curated record. Gene Ontology annotation, biological process: fatty acid biosynthetic process. Gene Ontology annotation, molecular function: acetyl-CoA carboxylase activity. Lineage: Eukaryota; Viridiplantae; Streptophyta; Magnoliopsida; Malpighiales; Euphorbiaceae. Gene Ontology annotation, cellular component: acetyl-CoA carboxylase complex. The transcript has 7 exons. The coding region runs from base 293 to 1096 and encodes 267 amino acids.
AGGAAUCUUAAGUCCCUAACAACACUAAAUGUGCUCUGUUUUUUGUGUUUCACAUCGUAAGUAUCGAAACCAAACUUGACCCAUAUUUUCAUUUUCUUGGCCUUUUCGCCCCCCCUCCUUUUCAUUUCUUAGAUUUUGGGUUUAUCUCUUAUACGUUCUUCGAUCUCAUCGCCGCCAUUCCCAAUUCUUUCUGAAACUCUCCGUCCUUCAUUUUCCUCUAUACAAUCUACUCUUUAGUUUUCAGCAUUUUGCUUUCUCUAAUAAAUUCAGACUCCCAAUUUAGCUGAAAAUAAUGGCUUCAACAUCAGUUCCUUGCCCCAAGACCUCGUUUGUUUCUCGCAUUGGAUCCAAUGCCUCUAACCCAUUUCCCAAACACACUGUUUCCUUCCCUUCUCGUGGAUUUCAGUGGCCCAACAGGAAGCAAUCUUCUGUUGCAAAGGUGAAAGCUCAGCUGAAUGAGGUCAUUUUCAAGGAGUCCUCGAAUUCUAUACCAGUGCUGGAAAGUAAUUCCAAAGCUGCCCCAUCUGAGGUAAAAGAUGAGUCGGUUGUAAAGAACGUUCCUGAUGCAUCGACAAUUGCAGCAUUCAUGGCACAAGUGUCUGACCUUGUCAAGCUUGUGGAUUCGAGAGAUAUCAAUGAGCUCCAACUUAAGCAAUCAGAUUGUGAGCUCAUAAUACGAAAAAAGGAGGCCUUACAGCCGCCUCCAGCUGCUCAAGGGUUUGCCAUGCCUCCAUAUUACCAACAGGCGGUGUUUCCACCUCCACCUGCAGCUGUUUCCACUCCUGCUCCUACAGCUGCUCCUCCAGCUUCCGCCCCUGCUUUACCUUCUCCUGCAAAUGCACCCGCACCCAAAUCAUCUCAUCCACCAUUCAAAUGCCCCAUGGCAGGAACCUUUUACAGGUGUCCAGGUCCUGGGGAACCCGCCUUCGUGAAGAUAGGAGAUAAGGUGCAGAAAGGUCAAGUCAUUUGCAUCAUUGAGGCCAUGAAGCUAAUGAAUGAAAUUGAAGCUGAUCAGUCAGGAACCAUAGCAGAGAUUCUGGUAGAUGAUGCGAAACCAGUUAGUGUGGACACGCCUUUGUUUGUGAUUGUACCUUGAAGCAAAAACGUUCAGUAUUGCUGGGCAGAAACUUAACCUGAACGUUGGAAUAUUACUCUUAGUCAACUUCCCAUAUUUAUUGUGUAAUUUUCAAAUGAAUAAUUAUCUUAUUUCAUCUUUAUACUCCAAGUUCAUUGUGUUCAAUAUGUAGAAGCCUUAAGGCUUUAGAAUAUAGUUUUUUUUGUCAAAUUUUAGACAUUUUUGGAGUCA